Molecule: messenger RNA, 1113 nt
Organism: Mycena indigotica
Lineage: Eukaryota; Fungi; Basidiomycota; Agaricomycetes; Agaricales; Mycenaceae
Exons: 7
Coding region: 28-1113 (361 amino acids)
Source: RefSeq, a predicted model, not a curated record
GACCACCAGCAGACUCAGCACGCACCCAUGUACAAGGAACCUGUGUACCAGCAAUCUUUCCCCGUUGGCCACCACUUCCUACGCUCCAAGCGCGCAACAGAGCUCGGGUGGACCUUCUUCCUGUUCCACUUCUAUGAUUAUCCAGCGAUAUCUCUGACUGGCGGCUGGAAUCUAGACAUCCAUCACGGCAUGACCGCAAAGAAGUUCUACCGCUGGAUGGACAUCAUCAUCAUGGCCCGUGGCGAUGAGCACACCUUCGAGCUGCGGCCGAUCAAAGUCCAGCUAUUUGACAUCGCACGUUACGGCUACGACCACGCGGCAGGGGACCCCGUUCCACGCCACGCGGAUAUCGUCCUCCAAUCGGGUGUUUAUGGGCCAUUUUAUCCAUCCGAUGAGACAGAGUCCGACAAGCCCGAGCCAUACAAGGGAUUCGUUGGCACCGACUGUCCUCGACUGUUAUCUUAUACACAGCUUUUCAAGAAAAUGGACAGGCAUGUGAAUCCAGAGACAUGUGCGAGCAAGGAGAAUCAAACACUGAUGACUGAGCAUAUCAAGAACCACGUCAGGACCCGUGAUGGGGGCAGAUGCUUCUUCACUGGGAGAACUGAUCUACCAACAAAGCUGAUCUGGAUCAUCCCACCGCGCCUGGCAUUGUCCCUAUUUGAAGGCGAUAGACUGGAAGCAUAUGAGCAGAGCAACUAUGAGGUCGCAGAUAAUGUGAUCACGAUUGACGAGGCCCUUGUGGAGUCAUUCAAUCGCAAUGCAUUCAGUAUUGAUUUUCAGGACAACAACCACAUUACCAUCUUUGGUGACCUUCCAGAUGAUUUCCAUGCCAAGAUAUCGACCCUUAUGCUAGUGGCCAUCCCAGCAUACUCCGAGAAGUUUUGGCACGAGAAUUUUGAAUGGGCGUUGAAGGCAAAUUUCCUGGGGGGUGACAUUGGGUGGGAGCAUCCCAUCCCUGUCAGGAACAACCUCCGGGAGAGGCUCGUGCGGGAGAACGGGUUCAAGCUUCCAGAAUGGAAUAUCCAGGGCACACUGGAGCAUGAGGUUCUUGAAGUUUAUUAUCUCCACAAGAGCAUGUGGAAGAGCAAGGAGCCACCAAAUGAGGGAUAA